CUUUGCUGUAAUGAACCCCCGAUGUAAAACCGCAGAAAAACAGACAUAUAAACUUCAUUGAAAGACCUUAAACCUACACCCAGAAUACCACAUUAAUGGCCAGAACUGUCACACUGAGGCUGGUGUAACACAAUGGGUGAUAAAAGGAAGUUACAAGGUGAAAUUGAAAGGUGCUUGAAGAAGGUGACUGAAGGAGUGGAGACUUUUGAAGACAUUUGGCAAAAGGUUCAUAAUGCAACCAACAGUAAUCAGAAGGAGAAGUAUGAGGCGGAUCUCAAGAAGGAGAUCAAGAAACUACAGCGGCUACGAGACCAGAUUAAAACAUGGGCUGCAUCAAAUGAAAUUAAAGACAAGAGAACGCUGCUAGAAAACAGGAAACUCAUAGAGACGCAAAUGGAAAGAUUCAAAGUUGUGGAGCGGGAGACGAAAACAAAAGCGUACUCUAAGGAGGGGCUUGGGUUAGCCACGAAGAUUGACCCCGCCCAGAAAGAGAAAGAUGACAUCACAAUGUGGUUAGCGCACUGCAUCGAGUCGCUCAAUAUCCAAGUGGAUCAAUUUGAAAGUGAACUUGAAAGCAUCUUGUCCAACUCCAAGAAAAGGAAAGUCCCAGCAGAUAAGCAAGACAGAGUAGAGGAGCUUCAAAUGUGGUUAGAAAAACACAGGUUUCACAUCAACAAGCUAGAAACGCUAAUGAGGAUGCUGGAUAACAGUACGAUAGAAAUUGAUCAGGUCAGUGGACCUCACUAUCUUAUCAAAAAGAUUAAGGAUGAUGUAGAGUAUUACAUCGACUCGUCGCAAGAACCAGACUUUGAAGAGAAUGAGUUUGUCUAUGAUGACCUUGACAUCGAAGAUGAAUUGAGUAGUCAGUUAUUGGCCACCUCACCAGAUGAUGAUGUAAUGACCAAUACCUCUGGGGACACGCCCGUCAGUAUUUCACCGACGUUAUUACCAAGCCCAGGCUCAAACCAUUCCAAAGAUAAGAUCGAUGACGAAGUAAAGAAGAGAACGAGAUCCACGGAUAGUGAAUCAUCGUCAUCACCAAGGAAGGGGGGCAAAAGUGCAACGUCAACAUCUUCAUCAUCAUCGCAGUCGUCGAAUCGGCCGAUAAUAGUCAGAGCAGCAUCGACACCAACGAGUGCAACCAACGUCAGUGUGCCAUCAGGGGUUACGACAAUAAAUCAGUCCGUCACGAACAAGAGUAGUCUCAGUAAAACAAACAGUGCUGACCCAGGGAUUCGGGUAAACGAUAUUUUCCACAGCUUACCGGUGUCGUCAACACAACAUGCAAUAGCACAACCGCCGUCAGGUCCUGCGUAUGCAGUAGCAGCAGGGGCACAACAGAAUUCCAGCAGCUCACAAGGUUCAACAGGGCAAGUAAGAAUUAUCUCUCAGCCGCCGGUACAUCAGCCGUCCCACACACAGCCAACAACACAGCUACAUAACAACAACACCCAGCAGCCGAGACCAGACCUCAACGGGCCCCUCCCAGCAUUUAACAUGUCAUCUCUGGAAAACUCCAUCGACCACAUAGAGCAAACCCUCGCCUCCAAUAGCAUCCCAAGCCAAGCUGCUCCAACGGUAGCUGCUUCCACACUCUCAACAGCCCCAACGCCUGUCCAGGUCACGCAACAACAACAACAACAACAACAGCAGCAACAGCAGCAACAACAACAGCAGCAGCAACAACAACAGCAGCAGCAACAACUUCAGCAGCAGCAACAAGUGCAGCCGCAGAAACCAUUGCAAACACCCGUCUCCGAGCCCGUAGAAAGAGUGCCAACGUCACAACCAGCACCGAACGUACCGACACCCAAUCCAUCGGAACCUAUGACAAAUGGUCCACUUAGUCCAAAAGUUAAUAAAGAGGUCUCUCAGUGUGAACUCCCAAGAGUGUGUCACUUAGACUUGUCCUCAGUCCCCCAACGGCUAAUACCUUGUGGCGGGGUACCUCAUGAAACAAUCAAGAAUGAAGAAGAAAAAGACUUGAAGGAUUUCACGGUUGAAAACAGAGUAAUUUACGAAAGUACUUCGCAGACAGAGCCCAGCUCUUCGCCCUUACUGCAAGAGGCUAUCAUACCCCCAUCAUUGGGUGUAGCGCCCCUCGGCCCCGCUAUAAUGACCAAGGACCAUCUGUACCAACAGACAAUGAUGGAAUCUGCAUUUCACCAUCUGCCUCAUCCAUCAGACUCGGAGAGAUUACGGAAUUACCUUCCACGCAACCAAUGUCCGACACCGCCAUACCACAGUCAAGUCAUGCCAUCUCACAUGGACUCCUUAGAUUUAUUCCAGAGGUUGUCAACGGAAGCACUUUUCUUCAUCUUCUAUUAUCAAGAGGGAACAAAAGCUCAAUAUCUUGCUGCAAAAGCAUUGAAGAGGCAAUCGUGGAGAUUCCACACCAAGUAUAUGAUGUGGUUUCAACGGCAUGAAGAACCCAAGACGAUCACAGAUGAGUAUGAGCUGGGAACAUACAUCUACUUUGACUAUGAAAAGUGGGGCCAGCGGAAGAAGGAAGGCUUUACGUUCGAGUAUCGCUACUUAGAAGACCGGGAAUUAUAGCAAACGAUAACCCAUCACAGAUAUGGACGACUCUCCUCACUCUUACGUCACCUUUAAACUUGUGAUGAUGGCCACUAUGACUAUGUAUACAGAGAGCGAUCAGAUCUCCGAGUGUAGGUACCUUUUAUCUUGGCAUAAUUUUACAGAAAAAUACCAGUUUUUCUAUUUAAAACAAAAAAAAUAAUAAAAAAACUAAAAAGUUUUAAAGCAGGGAAGUGUUUUUUGCCCGAUACUUCUGUAAAAAGAGGAAAAAAUCAGGUAAUGUCAGGUCCGUUGGGACGAGUGAUAAUUAUUGUUAUAGAAUGAAGGAGGAAAAAAGACUUGACUCAUCACAGAAAGCAAUGUUGAUUUAAACAGAUAUAUAUUUGACCAUAGUUUUUUUUGUUAACUUGAUAUUGUUGCCUUGUGCUGGGGGUGGGUGUUGCAAGAGUGUUGUUGGAAAUUCUUGCAAAGGAAGAAUGCCUCCUGUUUUUGCCAUUGACAUGGGGUUUUAAACAAUUAAAAGGCUUGGCUAAGACAACCCGAUAUUUCUUGAAAUAAUGUCAUGCUCAUUAUAAUUAACCGAACACCAUACCAUUUAAAAACCUGAUUAUGAAGUUUUGCCUGAGCUAAGCGUUUGCCUGACUGCCUUUUCUAAAAACCAGCGACUGACAUAAUUUCGUGAAAAAGAUUACAAAUUUAAAAACACAUUUACCCAAAGAGUUCUUUAUGUGGUUUGUGUCUGUCAGAGACGUCAGUUGGAAAGUAAUACCAUAUGGUGUUAUCAAUCCACGCUGCAAUGUGUGUGGUACUUAGUUGAAUAUCAAUUACCAAAAUCAGACUUCGGUGUCAGCGAUAUACCAAAUUCCGACUUGAUCAUGAAGGCACAGCAUUGGAUUGUAAAUGUCUUUCAAUUCAUGUCAAGAGUUGAAUGGACACGUUAAAGUUGCUGCGCUCAAAGCAUUGAUGACACCUCGUCAGCCAACAAAACCUUAACUGUGGGUUGAAAAGGUUCUUGCACUCUAAACAGCUUCACUCAAAAAAAAGGGGACAAAGUUUGUAACAAAUUUACAGAAGUAAGUCGUCUUUUUUGAAAAAGUAAUAUUUACUUUGAGAUCGGCUAUACAGGUCCUUUUUCAUGCCGGGUCCAAUUUCAUAGAGUUGAUGAAGAAAUUCCUUCUAAUUUUCUGCUAAGCAAAAAUAAGCAGGAUACCAGGAUGUAAGCAGACAACACUUAUGCAAUUUUUUAUUUAUUUUUUGCUGGUAGCCCUAUUCUGAUAAACGCAAUUGUUUUGAAAACCUAUUUUUGCGCAAUUGUUUUGAAAACCUAUUUUAACACUUGAGCAGAUCUAGGACAUUUUGCCAUAUACCCAAUUUCAUCAUCUGCAAAGCACAAAAAAUGCUUACCAUUGAAAAAAAAACUUGCUUAGUAGGAGCAGGUUACUAGCUCAAAUUCUAUGUUAUGUGUAUGGUUUCUGUCUAUUUUUUCUUGGCAGAAAAUUUCCUAAGCACAUUUUCGGCUCAAUAGUUUUGUUGUAUUGGGCCUAGCUGGUAGGCAGGGCAGGUCAAUUGUUUGCUAAGCUAAAGAGAGCUGUGAACUCGCAGGGAACGAAUUCGUCCAGCGAUUUUGCAUAGCAUACUGAAUGCUUAAAUUGUGCAGCAAGUGAUGACUUUUUAAUAAAAAUCGAUAUCACCUGUAACCACAAAAACUUCCUGGAUCAGGUUAUCAGCCAAAAUUUCAUGAAGUUGACAUUGUUGCCACUGGUUCCCAACUCAAUUUUCGCUCAACAAAAGUAGUUUGCUAAGGCAAUAUUUUCUGCUAAUCCGCUUUGUGAAAUUGGUCAUGGUUUCAAGUGAAAAAUGGGACAUGAACUGAAUGAGAAAUAAUCCAGUGUUUAUCAGACAGUCCAAUAAUAAACGGUCACCAACUCUGAGCUGUGUAUUGAGAUAGUUGCGACAACUUGCAAUUUAGUGCCAUUUCCGGUUAAAAAAACCCUGGUGCGCAGACAGGGUGCCUGACUAGACAUUUGGGUUGUGCUGCAUUGGGACCAUAGAGUUGUAAGAACUACAAGGUUCACUGGUAAUUCUGCGUGUGUAACGCUACAGGACCGCAAGGAGAUAUGUGAGCCAUUUUAAGUUGAACGUUGUAUGUGCGCUGAAUAUGAAGUACACGUUGGUGUGUGUAGGAUAAACACACACUUUUUAUUCGAUUUUGUUUUCAACUUACAAAAUGACUGCACGCCAGGCCGGUUUACUAGGCUAGUGCGCAUCUAGUUCUUAUAAUAUAGCUCUAUGGUUUGGACCGAUAUGGCAUCAUCUUGAUCCCCCCAAAAAUGUGGUUCCUUCAUAUUGCAACUCUCUCAAUAUACAUCUCUGCACCAACUGCAUGAAGGGAGCCCUCUGUUGACAGUGGUCACCACAAAAAUGCGCAAGAAAUCCUCUCGUUAAUGAUCUUAAAGUGUGUGAGUACAACCAAUAAAUCAUGGCAACAUGUUUGUUUGAAUUGACGUUCAGUGCUGCAAUCAUUCAAAUAUAGAUCAGUAUUCACCUUUUUUUCUAUCUUCAAACUUUCUUCCUUUUUUUUUUUUUUUUUCGUUUUAUUUUUUUUCCAGGACAAAUUCCCAGUAAAAGUAGCUUUUAAUAAGUAUUUCUAUUGUUUGUAAAUUGUGUUGAUAUUUUGCCCUAUUUGUCUAACUUGUAUAGUGUGUAUAGCAUUUUGUUAAAAAAAAACUUUUUAUGAUAAACUUAAUGCUUUCCAACAUUAAACCAGGGGUUAUUCAGAACUAUUUUUUUUUUUUUAUGUU
Molecule: messenger RNA, 5339 nt
Organism: Asterias rubens (European starfish)
Lineage: Eukaryota; Metazoa; Echinodermata; Asteroidea; Forcipulatida; Asteriidae
Product: CCR4-NOT transcription complex subunit 3-like
Exons: 18
Coding region: 133-2556 (807 amino acids)
Biological process (GO): regulation of stem cell population maintenance; nuclear-transcribed mRNA poly(A) tail shortening; regulation of DNA-templated transcription
Cellular component (GO): nucleus; CCR4-NOT core complex; P-body
Source: RefSeq, a predicted model, not a curated record